This is a messenger RNA of Lasiosphaeria miniovina, 1533 nucleotides long. RefSeq names its product cytochrome P450. Lineage: Eukaryota; Fungi; Ascomycota; Sordariomycetes; Sordariales; Lasiosphaeriaceae. The record is from RefSeq and is a predicted model, not a curated record. Gene Ontology annotation, molecular function: oxidoreductase activity, acting on paired donors, with incorporation or reduction of molecular oxygen; monooxygenase activity; heme binding. The coding region runs from base 1 to 1533 and encodes 510 amino acids. The transcript is spliced from 4 exons.
AUGGAUUUCCACCUGCAAACCCUCUGGUCAGAGGUGGCCAAGCCGCAGUCGCUGGCCACGCUGUUUCUUGGAGCCACCUUACUCUGCGCAGCCAGAGCUGCCUACCUCGUGUACUUCCACCCGCUCUCCAAGUUCCCCGGCCCGCGGCUCGCCGCUGUGUCCGACCUUUGGUACGGCUACCACUGGCUCAGCGGGAGGUACCCGUGGGCCGUCGAGGAUGCGCUGCGCCAGUACGGCGACGUGGUGCGCAUUGCGCCCAACGAGCUCGUCUUCGUGACCCCGCAGGCCAUCGCCGACAUCUACGGGCCGCACGACAAGGGCCUCGAGGCGUGGGUCAAGACUGACUUCAAUAACAUGGGCAAGGGCCUGGGCGGCAUCUUGUGGGAAGAGGACCCGGUGCGCCACCGCGCCGUCGCCCGCCAGCUGCACCCGGCCUUCAGCAGCCGCAACGUGCGGGCCCUAGAGCCGCUCGUCCACCGGCACAUGGACUACUUUGUGGCGCGCAUGGCGGAGCUGGGGGGUGUCGCCGCCGGCGUCGACGUCGCGCGGUGGAUCAACUGGCUGGCCAUGGACCUAGCGGGCGCCAUGUCGUUGAGCGAAGACCUAGGCCAGCAGCGCGCGAUGCGCAACGACGCGCGCCUCGACAUGCUGCUAGCCUUCAACGCCUUCGCCACGGCCAUGCAAGUCUUUAAGCGCUUCGGCCCCGUGCUGCGCCAGCUGCAGUACCUGCUAGCACCGGCGUCCAAGCUGCUGCUGUUUGCGCGCACCGAAGCCACGACGCGGCGCCAGGUGCGCCAGCGCAUCGCCGACCGCGGCGCCAAGACAGACCACGCCGACUUCUUCGAGUUCCUGCUCCCCGCCGCGGCCCCGGCGCCCACCGACACCACGCACCUCGCCGCCGUCGCCGUGCAGCUGACCUUUGCCGAGUUCGGGCCCAUGUCCGACUGGUUCUACAGCGCGCUGGUCCACCUGCUGGCCGAGCCGGCGUGCCACGCGGCCCUGGUGCGCGAGGUGCGCGCCGCGUUCGCGCGCAGCGCCGACAUCGUGGCCACGGCCGUCGCCCCGCUGCCGUACCUGCACGCCUGCCUCAAGGAAUCGCUGCGCUUGUUCAACAGCAACAGCACCGGGCUGCCGCGCAUCAGCCCCGGCGCCGUCGUCGACGGCCAUUUCGUUCCCAAGGGGGCCCACGUGCAGACGAGCGUGUUCGCCAGCUUCCGCAGCGCGCGCUACUUCCACGAGCCUCUGGCAUUCCGGCCGCAGCGGUGGCUGGCGCCGGGCCACGCGUUGCACGAGGCGCGGUUCGCCGCCGACGACGCCAGUGGCUUCGUGCCCUUCAGCCUCGGCCCGCGCAUGUGCAUGGGCCGCGAGCUGGCCUGGAUGCAGGGCAAGCUGUUCCUCGCCAAGGUGCUCUGGGCGUUCGACGUUGCCCUGGGGUCUGGACAGCGCGUCGACGGCUUGGAUGCCGCGCUGCGGCAUUACGGGUUCCUCGUCAAGCCGGAGGUGAAGGUCAGGUUCACGCCAGUUGAGAGGUGA